GGCGCCAAUCUUUACCCAAAUUCGACUUUUCCCAAAUAUCGUUCUCCUUAUAAAUCAAUCCCUACAUCUUCUAAAUUCCCGAAUCUUCAUAUCACCAGAAGCAAACCCAAUUUCAGUUUUCUCAGCAUCAAAAUGGAUUCUCACAACAACAACAGCAACCAGACUUCAGAAGUCAAAGAACCUCCAGUGAAGAUCCAGAAGGUUCAUGAAAACGGUGUUCCAGAAAUCUCUUCUUUCUUGAGAGUUAAAAAGCUUUCAGAAAAAGCUGUUCUUCCUUCUAGAGGUUCAUCCCUUUCGGCUGGUUAUGAUCUUUCUAGUGCGGCUGAAAUGAUAGUUCCAUGCAGAGGAAAAGCCCUAAUUCCAACUGAUUUAAGCACUGCGGUACCUGAAGGAACUUAUGCUCGUGUUGCACCUCGUUCGGGAUUGACCUGGAAGCAUUCAAUAGAUGUAGGUGCUGGUGUUACUGAUGCUGAUUAUAGAGGACCAGUUGGGGUUAUCUUAUUCAAUCAUUCUGAUGUUGAUUUCCAAGUUAAAAUGGGUGAUAGAGUUGCUCAGUUGAUUAUUGAGAAGAUAAUUACUCCUGAGGUUGAAGAAGUUGAAGAUUUGGAUUCUACAGUUAGGGGUUCAGGAGGUUUUGGAUCUACUGGGGUUUAACAUUUUUAUCAUUUGGGUCCAUAUUCGUAGUUAACAUGAUAUUAGAUUUGCUAGUAUUAGUAUAUUAUGUAGUUGCUUUUGUUUAGUACUACGCCUUCUAUUCUGAGAUAUUCUAAAUUUCUAAUUGCGAAACUUGAGCUUUUCCCUCACUAUGAUCAGGUUUAUAAAUAUUAGUGGUUUACUUCGAUA
Papaver somniferum (opium poppy) is the source of this 843-nucleotide messenger RNA. Its product is annotated as deoxyuridine 5'-triphosphate nucleotidohydrolase-like. Gene Ontology annotation, biological process: dUTP catabolic process; dUMP biosynthetic process. The coding region runs from base 133 to 654 and encodes 173 amino acids. Lineage: Eukaryota; Viridiplantae; Streptophyta; Magnoliopsida; Ranunculales; Papaveraceae. The transcript has 3 exons. Gene Ontology annotation, molecular function: magnesium ion binding; dUTP diphosphatase activity. The record is from RefSeq and is a predicted model, not a curated record.